Messenger RNA from Racocetra persica, 206 nucleotides. The record is from the annotation of a GenBank genome assembly. NCBI's taxonomy places the organism in Eukaryota, Fungi, Glomeromycota, Glomeromycetes, Diversisporales, Gigasporaceae.
AUGCUUUACAAUGGCAAAAUAACCAUGAAAAUUAUAUAAAUCUAUUAGAGAACAAGGUCCAAAGUCUUGAAAAAGAUAUAGAAAACCAUAAAGGUUAUAUAUGUAAAUUAAAGGACAAGAUUCAAAGUCUUGAAAAAGAAAAUGAUAUACAAUCUUUGAAUAAUACUAAAAAAGAUUUAAAAAAUAAAAUAGAUCAGAUCAAUUGA